GAUGAGGAGCUGGACUUGGCCAUGGAGCGGGUCAUCAGGUGUGUUGCGUUCCUCACCCUGGACUUCCUCAUGCCUGCUCUGAGGGUGUGCUUUCGGAUGGAACCCCGCUCCAAGCCAGUUUCUGCUGCUCCAUGGCGCCACCCAGUGCUGCCGGUGCAGCCCGCUCCUGGCAGUGAGAGGGCCCCUGAUGGAUCCCUGGCAAGAGGCGACUGGUGGCUGCAGAACACAGAGACCCUCCUACUAGCCAGCACACCAAAGCCUCACGUCCUAGUUGCCAAGAGACUGCGGAAAGACCAGCAAGCACGCAACAAAGUGGACAAAUUUGUGACGGCUAGGGCGCUGGCUAUAGCAUCAUUGCUCUUGGAGUUGGCUCCUGGGUAUAACACCUGGGACAGGAGCCUGUACGCCAGUUCUCAGGACUUUUGCAAGUCCCUGAGAACAAACAGUCAUCAGCCUCCAAGAAGGGAAGCAUACCUGGACCUGAUUGAGGGCACAGCAGGCCUGCUGAUUGACAUGAGGCAAUUUCAGAGGAAGUCCAGCAUAGACGGGAUGGAUUAUGAAUUUGCUGACUUCAGGACGCUGAUCAUGGAGCAUUUCAUUCUAGAGUCCUCCAGAUGCUUAUUGGAGAGACUCAUGAAUGCUCCGAGCCACCAACAACUGCAGUUCAGCUCCAGAGUGUGGCCAGAAAUGGAAGAGGUGCCAAUCCUUACACAGGGGUUUGGGCCAGACAGAGAGUUGGUGAUGAAGCUACUCAGUAAGGCCACCUCUGAGAAUGUGGCCACGUUUCUUGGUGAGGCGGUGGAGAGGAUAAACAGACAGAGAGGUGGCCUCAUCACAUGUGAAGUCCUCAGCUGGGGAGGCUAAGCGGCGGAAAAGGGGUUUCACACUCCGCUGGAAAUCUAAAAGAUCUGUUGCUCCUGCUCCAGCACCAGUGGAGGAGAGACCUGUUACCAAAGAGAGGACCAGGAGGCCAUCACUGCGGUCUCGCUUCGUCUCUGCCUUCUCUGGGCUCUUCUCUUGCUGUAAAGGUCAGGAGUGAAAUCUGUCCAUGUUUCGCUUGGGGCAGAAAAUCUUCAAGGCCCUAGAAGUCAACUGCA
Sardina pilchardus (European sardine) is the source of this 1097-nucleotide messenger RNA. RefSeq lists its product as uncharacterized. The coding region runs from base 22 to 864 and encodes 280 amino acids. The record is from RefSeq and is a predicted model, not a curated record. The transcript has 5 exons. Lineage: Eukaryota; Metazoa; Chordata; Actinopteri; Clupeiformes; Clupeidae.